Messenger RNA from Rhododendron vialii, 1765 nucleotides. Its product is annotated as peroxidase 10-like. The record is from RefSeq and is a predicted model, not a curated record. Gene Ontology annotation, molecular function: heme binding; peroxidase activity. Bases 211 to 1224 code for a protein of 337 amino acids. Gene Ontology annotation, biological process: response to oxidative stress; hydrogen peroxide catabolic process. The transcript is spliced from 4 exons. Lineage: Eukaryota; Viridiplantae; Streptophyta; Magnoliopsida; Ericales; Ericaceae.
UAUCUCUUUUGUAUUAGAAAGUAAUGUCACACUUGCAGAUAUGGCCAUUAGGCUAGCAACUAUGGUGGCUUUGCCACUUUGUAAGAGUAGCCAAUAAGCUUACCACGGCUCCACCUUUUUCUGCAUAUAAAUCAAUUGCAAAGCCCCAAACUCCAGGCAUUAGAACCAGCACACACUACACCAAAACAGUUUGCUCCCAUACACGAGAAAAUGAGUUUCAAACCCUCUCACUACCUCACUCUCUCCAUCUUCUCCCUGACAACAUGUCUGUAUCCAUUCACUUAUGCCCAAAUGUAUCCGUUUCCUUACUCUUCUGGCCAACUUAAUUACAACUUUUACGAUAUGUUGUGCCCAAAGCUGCCAAUGAUCGUCAGGUAUGGCGUUAUGGCAGCUUUGAAGGAUGACACCAGGAUGGCUGCAUCGCUCCUUCGAAUGCACUUUCACGAUUGUUUCGUAAAUGGCUGUGAUGGUUCCUUGCUUCUUGAAGACACGAAAGAUUUCAAGGGAGAGAAGAAUGCUUUUCCCAACCGAAAUUCCAUCAGAGGGUAUAAAGUCAUUGACAAAAUAAAGGGGGAUGUCGAAAAAGCUUGCCCUUCAACUGUUUCAUGCGUGGAUAUACUGACUCUAGCAGCAAAAGAAGCUGUUGUUCAGUCAGGUGGAAACCAGUGGCCGGUUCUGUUAGGCCGGAGAGAUGGAUUAACCGCGAGUGAGAAAGCUGCCAACGAGCAGAUACCGUCACCUUUUGAGCCUUUAGAAAACAUCACUGCCAAAUUUGCAGCAAAUGGCCUUGAUUUUAAAGAUGUAGUAGUUCUCUCAGGAGCACAUACUCUUGGCUUUGCUCAAUGUUUCACAUUCAAGAGACGAUUAUUCAACUUCAAAGGCUCUGGAAACCCUGAUCCAACUCUCGAUUCUUCGCUUCUCUCAAGCCUAAGAACCACUUGUCCUAACGUAGAUAGUUCAAACACCAACCUAGCUCCUCUGGACUCUACUUCAUCUAUGUUUGACAACGCGUUCUACAAGAACCUGAUGAGCAACGCAGGACUUCUCGAAUCAGAUCAAGCUCUGAUGGGGGAUCAGAGGUCUGCUGCAAUGGUGAAUUCUUAUUCCAAGUACCCGUAUCUUUUCAAUAAGGAUUUUGGAGAGUCAAUGACAAAGCUUGGAAAUAUAGGGGUUCUGACAGGGCAAGUUGGGGAAAUUAGGAAGAAAUGUGGCUUUGUAAACUGAAGUUAGCAGGCAGCUUCUCUGCCGCUUGGCUAUGGACUGCACCUUGUGCGAUCAGGCCAUUUGAGAUCUCGUUUUGGGUCCAAUUCAAUGAUUGGAGUCGUUUAUAUCAUAGAGCUUGUCCAGUGGAAAGACCAUGCAAAAAAUGCAAAAAAUCAGGUUGAUUGAAUACCGAUCAAUACCUGAUUAGACCAUAUUUAUCCUGAACAAAAUGAGUUUUCACACUGGAUUACAACUUAAAGAACCCAUUUUUGUCAAGAUAAAUGUGCUCUGAUAAGAUAAUAGCCAGGAUCUUAUCAACUUGAUUAUUUAUGUGGUUGUCUUACUUGACGAGCCCUACAACAUAAACGAGUCCGCUCAUGAAAUUAUAUUCAAAUAUGGGAUCGGAAGUGACCGGGCUGCACUAGCUGCAGUCCUCUGUCAAACGGCAAAGAAGCCGCAUCAGGAAAAAAAUAAAAAAUAAAAGGACUUAAAGUUAGUUAUGAUUUCUGGCUGUAUGGAAACCUAUGGAUACAUGAAUAAAACUGAAUGUUGUGUGCUCAAA